UCUAUCCAUCACAUAUCUCAGCUGACAAAAGCCAUAUAGCUGUUGCGUAAGAGAUUUCGAACCUACUUUGAUUCCUUCACCUCCAUAGACAACAACCAUUCACCCUUUUCAACUCUCUUACACCACUCUCCUUCCUUGGAUUACUUUCUUUAUUACAUCAAUCCAGUAAAUUUCCAGCCUUUCAGACAGGGAGUGACAGGAUCCCAUAAUCUGAAACAAUCCCAACUUUGUUAUUUUCCUUAUUUGGGAAUCCCAGUCAAAACUCAAAACUUGUUUUUCCAAAAUUUUGUCCUUAUUUUCUGUGAUUUUUAACCAAAGCCCACUAGUCAAAUCAAACCAAAAUUUAAUUUUCCUUGGAUUAAUUUCUUACAAGGCUUCUGGUCAGGUGAUUCAAGUUAUCAACUUUCUAAAUUGGGUUAUCUUUUCUAAUUCUUAACGAGAUGAAUUUCAGGAGCUUGGAAGAGUUUUGGGCCUUUUAUGUGAAUCAGCACUCAAAACCAUCUACAAGGCGCUGGCACUUUGCGGGCACACUCUCGAGUAUUCUAUUAUUGAUAUAUUCUGUGUUGUUUAAUUGGUGGUUCUUGUUCUUUGUGCCCAUAUUUGGUUAUGGACUUGCCUGGUACAGCCAUUUCUUUGUGGAAGGGAAUGUUCCUGCCACUUUUGGGCAUCCAUUUUGGUCCCUUUUAUGUGAUUUCAGGAUGUUUGGAUUGAUGCUUACUGGGAAAAUGGAUAGAGAGAUCAAGAGGCUUGGAAAGAGACCUAUCUUACAGGGCUUCUAAGGCUCUUAUUAAGGCUGGAGUUUUGCCAAGAGCGAAAAGCCGCAAAUAAAGUCAGGGAGAUUGCGUGUAAGAAGAGCCCGUAGACAUUGCUUCACUCCAGAUAAAU
Messenger RNA from Durio zibethinus, 885 nucleotides. RefSeq lists its product as uncharacterized. Lineage: Eukaryota; Viridiplantae; Streptophyta; Magnoliopsida; Malvales; Malvaceae. The record is from RefSeq and is a predicted model, not a curated record.